CGAUAGCUCUGCAAAACCUCUAAAGGUGUCCUCCAGGCACCAAGAUGUCAGCAGCAGAGCCUUCGUUGUCGUGAUCUGUAGAUCACGCUAUUUUUUUCUUUCUUUCAUAUCCUUCGUCACUGAGAUUGCGAUGUGGGAAAUUUUCAGGCCACACCUUGAUCUGUUUAUGCUUCUCAAACCAUUCCAGAGCACAUUUGCAGUGUCAAUUCUCCUGGUGGAAGCUGAAAUACAGUGAAUGCAUUUGCAUGGUCUGCUGGAGUGUCUCAAAAGUGCGUCCUGCUGCUACCAGGUGAAAGAGGUGCACGCACCCAACCAUCAACAGGACUCACGAUCCUGCUUAUGUGCACAUUGUACCAGAGACAUGGGACAGGAUGGCCACUGCAUUAAAUCACUCAGUUCCUUGUGCUUGCCCAUUUCUUUCACUUCUAACACGUCUGCUCCAAGAACUUUCUGCCUAAUGUGUCUCACUCCCCUCACAUUUACCACUGUAUUCCUUGUUAUGUUGGUGGUUUCAAUGUUAUGACUGAUCAGUGUAUAUAAGCAUGUUGAAGCAACAUGAUUUUUGCCAAACAAAUUUCCCUGUUCUAUUGAUUUCUUUUUUUCUCUUCUUUUUAAUAAAAUCUGAAUACGUUUUUUUACUGUUCAGCUUUUAUUGCUUAUUUGCUGUCUCAUUUUUAUAUUCCAGGAAGUUCCCUAUGAAGCAGGGAGUGUCUGCAUUUUAUAUGCAGAAAAUGGUCUGCAGUUCUCUGCUUCCUAGAUGCCUCUUCUCUGACCAUGGAAGGCCCUCGCAGUGCUUUUUCCACCUCUUCCAGCUCCACCAUGCAUUCCAGUAAUCUAACCAAUGACCAGAAACCAGUUAAAGACAGUAAUGUUGAUCCAGACGACACCAGGAGUACCAAAGUGGUACCAGAGGCUGCUGGAGCAGAACGUGGAAAUGGUAACGGCAGGGGCAGCGGCGAGCUAGCAGGAGGAAAAGGUGUAACAACCCAGGAAGGCCCACUGCAUCACCCACUGACUCCAUCAAAGCGUCGCACCGUACUGAACAUCUCGCCACCUCCAGAAGAUUUGUUUGAUGACAGCCAAAUGUCCUGCCAAGAUGAUGGGACCCAGGAUACAGAGCAAAGUAACAGCAUCUGGAUGGAUGAAUCUCUGUCCAACUUCAGUGUGACGAGCACGCUGUCUUACAAUGACAACACAGAGGUGCCACGGAAGUCCCGCAAACGUACCCCCCGUCAAAGGCCUGGCCCUAAGACGGCGCCAGCAGGGGAGGGCAGCAUGGAUGUGUUUGAUGCAGACAGUGCCAAAGGCCCACACUUUGUCCUGUCGCAGCUAGGCCCUGACAGCAAGGGAGGACAUAAAGGAAGUGCUGAUGAACCUCAGACUACUAUUCAGAAAGGAGGAACUCUCUCGAUGCAGUUCCCACAAAAGAGUGAGGGGAAAGAGUUGAAGAUCCUCGUCCAGCCUGAGACCCAACACAGAGCCCGCUAUCUGACCGAAGGCAGCAGAGGAUCCGUGAAGGACCGCACUCAGCAGGGCUUCCCUACUGUAAAGUUGGAGGGAGUGAGCGAGCCAGUGGUUUUGCAGGUGUUCGUUGGCACCGAUGCCGGCCGCGUGAAGCCUCAUGGGUUUUACCAAGCCUGCAGGGUUACUGGUCGCAACACCACAGCCUGCAAGGAGGUUGAUAUUGAAGGCACAACUGUUAUCGAAGUGUCCCUGGAUCCAAGCUCCAACAUGACCCUAGCGGUGGACUGUGUUGGGAUCCUGAAGCUCCGCAACGCUGAUGUAGAGGCUCGCAUUGGGGUGGCCGGAUCAAAGAAGAAGAGCACACGUGCUCGGCUCGUGUUUCGGGUCAACAUCCCCCGUCCAGAUGGUUCAGUGCUUACACUACAGACUCCCUCAUCUCCAAUCCUGUGUACCCAGCCAGCAGGAGUGCCUGAAAUACUGAAAAAGUCACUGCACAGCUGUUCAGUGAGGGGUGGAGAGGAGGUCUUCAUCAUUGGAAAAAACUUUCUUAAAGACACCAAAGUCAUAUUUCACGAGAAUGCCUCUGAUGAGAAGUCAUGGAAGGCAGAGGCUGAAAUUGACAUGGAGCUUUUUCACCAGAAUCACCUGAUAGUAAAGGUUCCUCCCUACCAGAACCAAGUCAUCACAUCUAAAGUGUGUGUAGGAAUCUACGUGGUGACGAAUGCUGGGAGAUCCCAUGACGUUCAGCCAUUUACUUACACUCCAGAUCCAGCAACAAUCGAUGUUCCUGUGAAGAAAGAGUUGCCUUCUCCAGUGAAGACGUGUUCUUUUGAUGAGCAAAUUAAAGUAAAGAGAGAAGAUGUCACUCCAAUGGAGGUGACAAGCAACCUUCAGUCUUCAGGAGUAUUUAAGCAGACUGGUGAUCUGUGCCCAGCCCAGCAGAACUCUGAUAUGACAGCAGGACAUCUAAAUAAAAACAGAGUAUUCUCCAGCAACCUGUCUCAGCCUGCAGGUGAUCCUGACAAAGGCCAGGCGCCUGUUUUUACCAGCGCUGAGCCCUUAAGCACCAUCCAGAAGCAGGACAUUGUUGCGGGCAGCUCGUUCUCUGUGCCUGCAGACUCUCUGCUUCAGCAAGGAUCACAGCAGUUCCUUUUGGAGACCAGAGAUGGCCUCAGGCAGGAGAGGCCAGGUGUCAGUUCUGGAGCUGUGGGAAGGUUGUGUGGGGAACCUGCAUCUCAACCGCAGCAGCUGCCACUCUUUCCUCCAGAUGAAGUAGCCCAGCUGGAAGAAGCAGUGAGACAACUAAAAGCCAAAGGAUACUGUAACUUAUCACUUCAAUCUGACAACCCUAUAACCAAACAGCAGCAGCAACACAUCCAGCAUCAGCAACAGAUCCAAAAACAGCAAAUUCAGCAGCAGCAGCAGCAGGUUAUGGAGAAUCUGCAGCAGCAGCUGUUUCAGUCACAGAUGCAGAUGCACUGUGCCAUGUUUCAGGAUGCAUCCCAGGCCAAGAAUGGAGAGCUUCAGGUCUCAUCACCAGGUGUGGUGACUAACCAGGGAUCACUUUUCCAGCCGGACCAGCAACAGCAACAACAGCAACAACAACAGCAGCAGCAGCAGCAACAGCAAGCAGCUCUUUUUCAGCAGGCAAAUGAUCUUCUUUCUAUCCAGACAAACUUCCUCCAGCAGACCCCAUCUCACUCUUCACCACCGAUGUUUCACAAUCCCAGCACUCUGGCAGAAACGCAGGAUCCACAGGGGGCGCUGUUUCAAAAAGCCUCCCAGGAACAGGUCCAGGCUGCACUCUUCCAAAGCACCAUGACAGUGCUACAGUCUCCAGAGCAGCAAGCCUCAUCCCCUGGACUCUUCCUCCCCCAGACCUCUAUGUCCAAUCAGCUUUCAAACAACAGUUCCCAGCAACAGCAGCAGCAGCAGCAACAGCAGCAACAGCAGCAGCAGCUGGCCUUCCUUAGCGCUUUACAAUCUUCUUCCCCUGAACCACAGUCAGUAUUUCAGACCCAGAUCUCCCCCAUCCAGCAGAGAAGCCCCAUGGAGCAGGAGCAACCAUCUCAGCCUCAACACCACACACAGCCAGCCCAGCAGGCCACCCUGUUUCAGAACAUCUCCCCACAUUCAUCUACAAAUUCACUUUCUCCAGGACAGCAGCAGCAGCAACAGCAGGCUGGCUUGCUGUUUUGCAGCAACACACUUUCCACACCAGACCAGGGCUCUAGCAUCCUUUUCAGCAACCAAGGCCAAAUGCCUCCUUUGACCAACAACAGUCUAGUUUCUCAAGAGCCCCAAAACACCCCUCUGCCCUUUUCUCAAGCCAACAUGGUGACGGUAACCCAGCAAGAUCGCCCAGAACCCAUGACCUUAGGGAACCCUACUGAACCACCACAGCAAGCCAUGUUUCAGGAGCAACAACCUAUGCAGCUGGGGAACAGCAGCAACAGAGAGGAGCAGCCUGUGGGUCUCUUCAUGCCUCAGUCCACUAUGGCCUCUCUGCAGGGGGGUCUGGCCGCUCAGGAGCUUGCACAAUCAGCCGUGUUUGCCUCACAGAAUGGCGUGGCAAACCUCCAGACAACUACGUCCUCCCCUGUUCAACAGCCAGGAUCUCUGUUUCAAACAGCUGUGAGUGGGAGCGUCAAUCAAUCCAGCCAGCCUCAACAAGCUGGCCUCUUCCUUUUCGGUAUCCAGAACGAAUGCGGCCAGUUGAUGGAAACUCCUGGAAACACGCUGUCAGAUCAGAUAAUAGCAAUCAGCCAGUCUGGUCAGAACCAGAGAGAGAGUGAAGCGCACAUCCAGUCCCUGCUCAGCCAGUCCCUCUCUCAGUCUGGCACUGUGCCGAACACCAUGUCUGCCUCUCAGAACAUGGAGAAGAUUGACGAUCUGCUGGUCAGCCUGCAGGAGCCGGGCAGCAACAUAACUCGUUCCUACUAAUUGAAUGCAGGUUUAUAACUUUUUCUUUCUUUAAAAAGUUUUAUAUGUGGAAAGAUUGUAAAAAUUUGUAGGUCCAAAUAUUGUCUCUUAGGAAUUUUAUGUAAGUUAAACCUUUAAAAUUAACCCUCAGUGAUGUGUUUAUUUGUGGUCACUUCAUGUUUUGUUUUUUUCUGAACUAUAUGCAUAUGAUUUGGUCUUCUUUUAAGGGUGUGUUAGGAAAGAACAGUUAAGAUGAGCUAAAGAUUUUAUAGUGAUCAUGAAGAUAAAGUGGACAAAUUAAUAUUCGGAUAACUAAAAGAAAUGAAACAUAAACAUCUCUAACUCAAUGACUUAAUGGCUGAAAAUGGCAAUGGACUCCAGAGAAGGAAACUUCCGUGAAACUUUGAAAGAUGUUGAAUUUAGACCUCGGGAAAGACACUAGCCAGCAAUCCUUGGAAUUUGUUAGAUUUCUAUCUGUAAGUAGAAUUUCACUAAUGUUAUUAGCAGUAUCUUUUAGUUCUUGUGGUGUUUUCACAAAUCACAUUCUUUUUUCUUUCUUUCCUUUUUUAAAAACGUUUGUAUUUUGGUUGCACGGAGCAUGGAUUGUGUGACACAGUGAGAGGAGUGCAGUAUGUAGGGGUUGAAGGGGUUUUAGUUCAAGGACCACAUGAAAUCAGUUUGAUUUCAUUUCAGUGGGUGUUAGGGCAGUUGAAUCACUGAACUUCAACUUUAAAAAGUUUAAUAAACAUAAGAUAACGAAUCCUCCAUUUUUCAAAAAGAAAACAAGAACCAACAGUCUGAGAUGUUUUUGGUUUAACCUCAGUGUAGCAUGACAGGCCAUGAGUUAUUUCUUUUUCAAGAGGGAGUUGGUUUAGACAGCCACUCUCAUUAGUUGGAUGAUUUUUAAUUACUUUUAACUACUGCUAUUAAAAAAAACCAACAGACUGAAGAGACCAAAGAUUGUGGAAGUUCUACAGUUUGUUAAAGUCUUCGAGUGGGCUGAUUUGGCUCCUCUGCCCUCAUGUUUGACACCCCUGGUAGGUAGCUUCUGUUGAGUCAUGUGAUCCAACAGUGUAGAAAAUGUGAAAGAAGGCUGGAGCAGGCAGAGAAAUGAGAGACAAAGGACGAGCUGUAAAAACGAAUACACACUAAUCUUAUGUAAUAUCGCAAUUAAGUUUUGUUUGUUUGUGGGUAAUAUUUCAUUGUUGUAGCAGCAAGCUUGCACCCGAUAGUGUAAAUAAAUCCGCUUUAGUUGUCUUUGUCACAAAGUGACUUUGGUUUCAUCGAUGAUGGAAGCUCAGAUGCUCACUAGGUGUGCUGUACUUUUCUGUGUUAUAUUUUGCUGCAAAUCAGUCUUGUCAAGGCCAGUUGAGUAGACUGAUGACUAUAAACUAAAAUAUUUGUAGUUCAAGCAAAGCUCGUCAGUGCGGAUGUGAAACACACACCAGUCAGCCACAAUAAUAAAACCUUCAAUAGUUUAAUGCAGUUUAUCGCCCCGCUGGGAGAAGUUGGUUCCUGACAUUCAUGAGGAUAACUGGACCUGUUGUUUGACCAGCGUGAAUACAGCUCAAGGAACAUCACGCUUCCCAGAUCCCAGUGAUGUCAAGCAUCGACAGUUUGAGCUGGAACAAGCCUGGUCUACGGACUCCUCAAUUUACUACCGACCAAGUCCAGAAGGAUCCUCGCCACCAGAGAUCAGGACUCUGCCAGAGGUGUUCUUGAGGGACCCAUGCAAUAUUAGGAAGAUGGGUUUUAAUGUUGUGGCUGAUCAGUGUCUUUUUGAGUAUGAAAUACUUUGCAGUAUCCACCACAGUGUACAGGCUUUGUAAUGACGGCGUGACAAAAUUUAAGGCAUUUAAAAAAAAAAAAUCAUCACCAGGAGGCAGCAAGUUUGCCUGAAGCUGCCUCUUCUGCAUUGUUUACAGUGAAUAUGAAUAUGGAUCAUAAAAACAAAUUACCACGAGAGUCUGAUUUAAGCCAGUAUCGCUAAAUGUGCCCAAAUUAGUUACUGUAUAACAAAAAUGUUUUAUAACAGUGUGAAUUUUUGACAUCUAUGUUACAACUGUCACUGUUCAUUCACAGAAAAAGCUAAAACAUUAUUAGUCCUUUAUUUUAUUUAUCCAGGUAAAAAUU
Pundamilia nyererei is the source of this 6519-nucleotide messenger RNA. RefSeq names its product nuclear factor of activated T cells 5b (gene nfat5b). NCBI's taxonomy places the organism in Eukaryota, Metazoa, Chordata, Actinopteri, Cichliformes, Cichlidae. The transcript has 13 exons. The record is from RefSeq and is a predicted model, not a curated record. Gene Ontology annotation, biological process: calcineurin-NFAT signaling cascade; cytokine production; regulation of transcription by RNA polymerase II. Gene Ontology annotation, molecular function: DNA-binding transcription factor activity, RNA polymerase II-specific; transcription factor binding; RNA polymerase II cis-regulatory region sequence-specific DNA binding. Gene Ontology annotation, cellular component: transcription regulator complex. The coding region runs from base 775 to 4407 and encodes 1210 amino acids.